Messenger RNA from Linum tenue, 4903 nucleotides. The record is from the annotation of a GenBank genome assembly. Lineage: Eukaryota; Viridiplantae; Streptophyta; Magnoliopsida; Malpighiales; Linaceae.
AGAAGGUAUACCGGAAAUUCCUGGCAUUGUUUUCUGAACAUCGAUCGCUCGUAAAGGUUGUAGAGAGAGAAGGAAAGAAAAGGGAAUAGAGAGAAAAGGAGAAAGAGACUAAAACCUUCCCCUGUGCUCUGUUCUUUCUUUUCUUUCUCUUUCUCUUUCUCCUUUAAUUUUCUUUUCUUUCUCUCCCUCUCAAAAGAAGAAAAAUCCUUCAUUCUCGUUUGAAUUUUCUUCUUCUGUCCUCCCUCUCCCAUCUCUCUCCUGUUUAUCCAAUCCCAAGAAGCUCUCCUCUUCUUCUUCUUCUUCUUGCCGGGGAGGACUUUCGGUCUGCUUUAUUCUUCAUUCCCUUUUUCUCCCCGUCCAAAUCUUGAUCCGUGAAGUCCUCUCUUCCCCCUCCUUUUUCUUUCUUAAGCUGCAAUGGCGGGUUGCUAGUUUCUGGGUUCGGCGAGGACUGAGAGGAAUCCGCAUUUUGCAGCCAUUACCAGAGGACAAAUUUUGCAGAAGGGACAGUUGGGAAAAAUUAUAUGCUUGGAAGCAAAGUGUUACUAACGAUUGGUGGUGAAAUUUAUAGAGCAGCCAGAUAGAAUAUAUCCUCUUGGAUUGAAUUGGGAGAGAGAUGGGGCGGGGUAGGAUAAGGUCUAAGAUUCGACGCAGCCAUCUUCACCCAUUUUCAUGUCUAAGGCCAAGCACAAAAGAAGGGCAAGAGCCACAUUCAUUGGAAGGCCCCGGUUUCUCUAGAAUUGUAUAUUGCAAUGAACCCAUAAAGCAUAGGAAAAAGCCCUUGAAGUACUGUUCAAACUACAUCUCCACGACCAAGUACAAUGUCAUUACAUUUAUUCCCAAGGCAUUGUUUGAACAGUUUCGACGGGUUGCCAACAUCUACUUUCUCUUGGCAGCCAUCCUUUCGCUAACCCCAGUAGCUCCAUUCUCAGCAGUGAGCAUGAUCUUUCCUUUGGCUUUUGUUGUUGGUAUUAGUAUGGCGAAGGAAGCAUUGGAAGACUGGGGGAGGUUUAUGCAGGAUAUGAAGGUUAAUACGCGAAAGACUUACGUUCAUCAAGGGGAGGGUGAGUUCGGCUACAAGGCUUGGGAAAAGAUUCAAGUUGGUGAUAUAAUCAAGGUAGAGAAGGAUCAGUUCUUCCCUGCUGAUUUACUUCUAUUGUCCACGAGUUACGAGGAUGGUAUUUGUUAUGUUGAGACUAUGAACCUCGAUGGGGAGACUAACUUGAAGAUCAAACGAGCUCUUGAGGUGACAUUGCCUCUAGAUGAUGAUGACACUUUCAAGAACUUUUCAGGGAUGAUAAAAUGUGAAGAUCCAAAUCCAAACCUCUACACGUUUGUUGGUAAUUUUGAGUAUGAUCGUCAGGUUUAUCCUCUCGAUCCUGGUCAAAUACUCCUCAGAGAUUCGAAGCUUAGGAACACGGCGUUUAUCUAUGGAGUUGUUGUGUUCACUGGCUUCGAUAGCAAAGUCAUGCAGAAUUCGACUAAAUCCCCUUCCAAAAGGAGUACAGUAGAGAGGAAAAUGGACAAAAUCAUAUAUAUACUCUUCAGCUUCCUUAUCUUGAUUUCAUUGAUAAGCUCAAUCGGCUUUGCAGUCAAGAUAAAGUUCCUAAUGCCAGAUUGGUGGUAUAUGCAGCCAUGGAAACCUGAAGAUUUGUACAAUCCGAAUAGUCCUUCGAAAUCUGGCCUGGCUCAUUUGAUCACAGCUCUCAUCCUUUACGGUUAUUUAAUCCCCAUCUCUCUUUAUGUUUCCAUUGAGGUUGUGAAAGUUUGUCAAGCAAUGUUUAUUGACCAAGACAUACAUAUGUAUGAUGAAGAAACUGGUAAUACUGCUCGAGCAAGGACAUCGAAUUUGAAUGAAGAGUUGGGCCAAGUCGACACGAUCCUAUCAGAUAAAACGGGUACGUUGACAUGCAAUCAAAUGGACUUUCUAAAGUGUUCCAUUGCUGGUAAUCCGUAUGGCGUGAAAUCCAGUGAGGUGGAGCUUGCUGCAGCAAAACAGAUGGCUAUGGACCUUGAGGAUCAGGAUGGAGAACUUUCUAUUGGUUCCAAGAGCAAUACUGGUACUAGAACCUCUUGGGAAAGGUCUGGAGAUCCAGAGAUUGAACUAGAGACCGUCAUUACUGCUAGGGAUGAGAAGGACCACAAACCAGCUAUAAAAGGGUUCAGCUUUGAGGAUAGCCGACUUAUGAAUGGGAACUGGUCGAAUGAGCCCAAUCCUGAUGUCCUUUUGUUGUUCUUCCGGAUAUUGGCGAUUUGUCAUACUGCUGUUCCUGAACUGAAUGAAGAGACUGGAACUUAUACGUAUGAAGCUGAGUCGCCUGAUGAAGGAGCAUUUCUCGUUGCAGCAAGAGAAUUUGGGUUUGAGUUCUUUAAAAGAACUCAAUCUAGUGUUUUUGUCAGUGAGAGAAUGCGUCCAGGACAAGUUGUUGAAAGAGAGUAUAAACUUCUGAAUCUGUUGGAAUUCACGAGCAAGAGGAAAAGGAUGUCAGUAAUUGUGCAGGAUGAGGAUGGGCAAAUCCUAGUCCUCUGCAAAGGUGCUGACAGCAUAGUUUUUGAUCGGCUAUCAAAGAAUGGACGAACAUUCGAGGAAUCCACCACGAAACAUCUGAAUGAUUAUGGAGAAGCUGGAUUACGUACACUCGUACUUGCUUACAAAAAGCUCGAUGAGGCGGAGUACAAUGCAUGGAACAAUGAAUUCGUCAAAGCCAAGACUUCAAUUGGUGCUGACAGAGAAGUUUUGCUCGAGCGAGUAGCAGACAUGAUGGAAAAAGAUUUCAUUCUCGUUGGUGCAACAGCUGUCGAGGAUAAGUUGCAAAAAGGGGUGCCACAAUGCAUAGAUAAGCUCGCACAGGCUGGUCUAAAGAUUUGGGUUUUGACAGGAGAUAAGAUGGAAACUGCAAUCAACAUUGGAUUUGCUUGUAGUUUGCUUCGACAAGGGAUGAAGCAGAUUGUUAUAUCAUCGAUGAAUUCAGAUAACUUAGCCCAAGACUCGAAGCAGGCGGUGAAGGAUAAUAUACUGAACCAACUAACCAAUGCCUCUCAAAUGAUCAAGCUCGAGAAAGAUCCGCAUGCUGCAUUUGCUUUAAUUAUCGAUGGAAAGACGUUAACUUAUGCUUUGGAGGAUGAUAUGAAGCACGUGUUCUUGGCUUUAGCUGUUGACUGUGCAUCAGUGAUAUGCUGUCGUGUUUCACCAAAGCAGAAGGCAUUGGUCACACGGUUAGUAAAAGAAGGCACGGGAAGAACAACCUUGGCAAUUGGUGAUGGAGCAAACGAUGUUGGAAUGAUUCAAGAAGCUGACAUUGGUGUCGGUAUCAGUGGGGUUGAAGGCAUGCAAGCUGUGAUGGCGAGUGAUUUCUCAAUUUCACAAUUCCGGUUCUUGGAAAGACUUCUAGUAGUCCAUGGACACUGGUGCUACAAGAGAAUAGCUCAAAUGAUCUGCUAUUUCUUCUACAAGAACAUUGCUUUUGGUCUUACUCUCUUCUACUUCGAGGCAUUCACCGCCUUCUCCGGGCAAUCAAUCUACGACGACUGGUACAUGCUUCUGUUCAAUGUCCUUCUCACCUCAUUGCCAGUCAUCUCACUUGGAGUCUUUGAACAAGAUGUUCCUUCAGAAGUCUGCUUACAGUUCCCUGCAUUAUACCAACAAGGCCCGAAGAACCUGUUCUUCGACUGGUACAGGAUACUUGGCUGGAUGGGGAAUGGUCUAUACUCCUCCCUCGCCAUCUACUUCCUCAACAUCCUCAUCCUCUCUAACCAAGCUUUCCGAGCUAGUGGACAGACUGCUGACAUGGCAGCAGUGGGUACCACAAUGUUCUCCUGCAUCAUUUGUGCUGUGAACUGCCAGAUCGCCCUCACCAUGAGUCACUUCACCUGGAUCCAGCACGUCUUAGUAUGGGGAAGCAUUGCCACGUGGUUCCUGUUCCUAUUUGUAUACGGGAUGGUGUCUCCAGCCUACUCGGGAAAUGCAUACCAAAUCCUCGUGGAAGCUCUCGGUCCAGCGCCACUCUAUUGGUGCGCGAUCUUAUUGGUGACCAUCACGUGCAACCUUCCUUACUUGGCUCACAUUUCGUUCCAAAGGUGCUUCAAUCCCAUGGAUCAUCACAUUAUUCAAGAGAUCAAGUACUACAAAAAGGACGUUGAGGAUCAACAUAUGUGGAGGAGGGAAAGGUCAAAGGCUAGACAAGAAACCAAGAUCGGGUUCUCGGCUAGGGUUGAUGCAAAGAUCAGGCUUUUGAAAGGUAGGCUGCAGAAGAAGAACACUUUAGCAGUGCACAGUCAUAGGCCUUCACAAUCUUGAUUAAGGGUUUGCGGCGGAUGGAUCUUUGGGGUUACAUUCUUUUCACUCUAAUUCUUUUUUCUGGGUUGGUUACAUUUUUUUACUUUUUCUACUUAGGGAUUAUUCUUUGGCCAUUAGCAAAAUUUUCCUGGUUCCUUCUUCAUGAGGCCUCCCCUUCCUUGCUGAGAGUCAAUUUGCCUUACUAAUUCUUCUUUUUGUUUAGAGCUCAUUGAAAGGAAGUAGGGCGGGGAAAAAGAAAAGAGGAAAAUGUGAAGAGAAAAACUGGUUCAGAUUAUGUGUAUGUAAAGUUCUCUGAUUACUGAAGAGACAGAGUGAACCAAGUUAACAGCUUGUGAAUGUGAAGUAAAUAGUUAAUAUCUAACUUUUUUACAGCAGUAGCAGUAGCAACCUUGUUCUUGUUCUUGCAGUUCUUCUUUCUGGUUGCCAACAUGUGUAUCUUUUCAUCUCAUAGCUUAAUCCAAUGCAAGUCAGAGUUGAGCAUGUUUAUUUUUACUAUUCUACUGUAUCAUUAUCAUGUUAGGUCACACAAAUGGCUUCAUCUCACUAGCCUCCAAUUAUCAAAAGAAAGCAAUAUAGUUUAUUCACUCUUAGUGGCACAGUAAGCCAGUG